Messenger RNA from Meyerozyma guilliermondii ATCC 6260, 3282 nucleotides. It is a transcript of the gene CDC60, whose product is annotated as leucine--tRNA ligase. Lineage: Eukaryota; Fungi; Ascomycota; Pichiomycetes; Serinales; Debaryomycetaceae. The transcript has a single exon. The record is from RefSeq and is a predicted model, not a curated record. The coding region runs from base 1 to 3282 and encodes 1093 amino acids. Gene Ontology annotation, molecular function: leucine-tRNA ligase activity; aminoacyl-tRNA deacylase activity; ATP binding. Gene Ontology annotation, biological process: leucyl-tRNA aminoacylation.
AUGAGUGCAACCAUUAAAUUGGAAAAUACUCAGCGAAGAGAUGAGUUGGUCGCCAUAGAGAAGAAGUACCAGAAAAUAUGGGCCGAGGAGAAAGCGUUCGAGGUCAACGCACCCACUAUUGAGGAAGACCCUACUGAUGACGCUGAUAAAUUGAGAGAAAAAUACCCCAAGUUUUACUCCACCAUGGCUUUUCCUUACAUGAAUGGAACGUUGCACGCUGGUCACAGUUUCACUUUGUCCAAGGUUGAGUUUGCAACUGGUUUUGAGAGGAUGAAUGGCAAAAGAGCUCUUUUUCCUUUGGGUUUCCACUGCUCGGGAAUGCCCAUCAAGGCGGCUGCGGAUAAGAUCAAGAGAGAACUUGAGCAAUUUGGCAAUGAUUUCUCUGGAGUACCUGCUGACGAUGAAGAAGAAGAAGAGGAGAAGAAGGAGGUCAAAAAUGAGGACGUUACCAAGUUUAAAGCCAAGAAGUCCAAGGCAGCUGCUAAACAGGGCCGUGGAAAAUACCAGUUUGAAAUCAUGAUGCAAUUGGGUUUAUCGCGGGAAGAAGUUGCCAAGUUUGCUGACCCUCACCAUUGGUUGGAAUUUUUCCCUAAGUUGGUGCAGAGAGAUGUUACUGCGUUUGGUGGAAGAGUCGACUGGAGACGUAGUUUUGUCACCACCGAUGCCAAUCCCUACUUUGAUGCUUUCGUGAGAUGGGAGAUGAACAGAUUGAGAGACUGUGGUAAGAUCAAGUUUGGUGAAAGAUACACCGUCUACUCGGAAAAGGACGGUCAACCAUGCUUGGAUCACGAUAGACUGUCGGGAGAAGGUUUGAAUCCUCAAGAGUAUACCGGUAUCAAGAUUAGAGUCACUGAAUUUGCUCCUAAAGCGCAAGAAAAUCUUGCCGAGCAAAAGUUCGAUUUCUCUGAUAAGAAGGUGUUUUUGGUGGCUGCCACCUUGAGACCUGAAACCAUGUAUGGACAAACUUGUUGUUUUGUGUCUCCCAAGAUCAAAUAUGGCAUUUUCCAUGCUGGAAACAACGAGUACUACAUUUGUACCGAGCGUGCUUUCAAGAACAUGUGCUACCAAAAGUUGACUCCAGAAAGAGGUAACUACAAAUCGGCAGCUCAAAUUGACGGUUCUGCUUUAAUUGGAUCAAAGAUUACUGCUCCAUUGGCUGUGUAUGACGAGUUGAGAGUUCUUCCCAUGGAAACCGUUUUGGCUUCGAAAGGUACUGGAGUGGUUACCUGUGUGCCAUCAGACUCUCCUGACGAUUUUGUCACUACCAGAGACUUGGCUAACAAGGCCGAGUACUACGGUAUUCAGAAGGAAUGGGUCAAGACAGAAAUUGUUCCAGUGGUCAGAACUGAAAAGUUUGGUGACAAGUGUGCUGAAUUUUUGGUUAACAAGAUGAAGAUUCAAUCGCCCAAGGAUUCCGUCCAAUUAGCAGAAGCUAAGGAGCAGGCUUAUAAGGAAGGAUUUUACAAUGCCACCAUGAUUGUUGGAAAGUAUUUUGGCGAAAAAGUUGAGGAUGCCAAGCCAAAGGUGAAGGCUGAUCUUGUGGCUUCUGGAGAUGCUUUCGUGUACUGUGAACCUGAAGGUAUGAUUAUUUCCAGAUCUGGUGAUGAGUGUAUUGUUUCUCUUGAGGACCAAUGGUACCUUGACUACGGUGAGGAAUCAUGGAAAUCACAGGCUUUGGAUUGUUUGGCUCACAUGCAAACUUUCACCAAGGAGACAAGACACGGAUUUGAAGGUGUGUUGGACUGGUUGAAGAAUUGGGCUUUAACAAGAACAUAUGGUUUGGGAACCAAGUUGCCAUGGGACAAGUCGCAAUUGGUGGAGUCUUUAUCUGACUCUCAGAUCUACAUGGCUUACUACACCAUUGCUCGGUUCUUGCACUCGGACUACUAUGGAAAGGAAAAAGGAGCAUUUUCCAUUUCUCCAGACCAAAUGACAGACGAAGUGUUUGAUUUCAUCUUUUCUCGUCGUGACGACAUCAAGACGGAUAUUCCAAUGGAACAGUUGAAAGCCAUGAGACGUGAGUUUGAAUACUUUUACCCAUUGGAUAUCAGGGCUUCUGGUAAGGAUUUGAUUCCUAACCACUUGACUUUCUUCAUCUACUGUCAUGUUGCCUUGUUCCCCAGAAAAAUGUGGCCCAAGGGUAUUAGAUCCAAUGGACAUUUGAUGUUGAACAACGCCAAGAUGUCGAAAUCUACCGGUAACUUUUUGACAUUGGACGAUCUUGUUCACAAGUUUGGAGCCGAUGCAUCUAGAAUUGCUUUGGCUGAUGCCGGAGACUCGGUGGAAGAUGCAAACUUUGACGAGUCCAAUGCCAAUGCUGCCAUCUUGAGACUUACCACGUUGAAAGAGUGGUGUGACGAAAUGGUCAAGAACCAAAACGACCUUCGUACGGGACCAGCAGACAGUUUCUUUGACGUUGCUUUUGACAACGAAAUGAACGAUUUGAUCGAGAAGACCUAUGCCGAAUUUUCUGAGACCAACUUUAAGGCUGGUUUAAAGUUUGGACUUUUCGACUACCAGACCGCCAGAGACUACUACAGAGACUCGGUUUCUGGAAACAUUGGCAUGCACAAAGAUCUCGUGUUGAAGUAUAUCGAGACACAAGCGUUGAUUUUGGGUCCUAUUGCUCCUCAUUUUGCAGAAUACUUGUACAGAGACUUGUUGGGCAAAUCUGAGUCGAUUCAAAACGCUGCUUUCCCACGAGCAUCAAAAGAGCCCUCAAAGUCGAUUUCCGAUUCCUUGGAAUACGUUAGAGAUAUUUCUAGGUCUAUUCGUGAAGCCGAGGCUAAUGUGUUGAAAAAGAAGAAGGGCAAGACUGCGCUGGAUCUUGAUGUGUCCAAGCCUGCCAAGUUGACCCUUUUCGUAUCGGAAACGUUCCCAGAAUGGCAAGAUAACUAUAUUGAGCUUGUUCGUGAGUUAUACGAAAACCAUUCUCUUGACGAUAACGGACUUAUCAAAAAGAAGGUGGGCAAAGAUAUGAAGAGAGCCAUGCCAUUUAUUUCGCUUUUGAAACAGAGAUUGGCUACCGAGAACACCGAGACUGUUUUCAACAGAAAGUUGACAUUCAAAGAAACCGAAGUGAUUCAGUCUGUCAUUAAUAAUCUCAAAAGAGCUCCAGUUUCAUUUGAAGUGAAAGAAAUUGAGAUCAUUUCGUUCCAGAACGGCUCCAAGAAGGGUGUCAAUGUCGCAACCGGAGAAGAAGUCGAGAUCACCUUGAGUGGAAAAGUGAUUGAAUCUGCGGUGCCCGGUGAACCUGGCAUUUUGUUCACCAACAUAGAAUAG